Messenger RNA from Microsporum canis CBS 113480, 3249 nucleotides. RefSeq names its product LipA and NB-ARC domain-containing protein. Lineage: Eukaryota; Fungi; Ascomycota; Eurotiomycetes; Onygenales; Arthrodermataceae. The record is from RefSeq and is a predicted model, not a curated record. Bases 1 to 3249 code for a protein of 1082 amino acids. Gene Ontology annotation, molecular function: protein binding. The transcript has 6 exons.
AUGGGAGAAGCUGAGAGUGAGAAGGAUUCCUCCUGGGGAAUCACCGUCCUUCAUGAACCGAAAGAUGCCAUAUUUGACGUUGUAGCCGUUCACGGGCUCAGUGGUCAUGCGUUUGACACCUGGACGCAUAAAAAGACUCGGGUUAUGUGGCUGAAAGACCUGCUGCCACAAACACUGCCGAAUGCCAGGAUAAUGACCUAUGGAUAUCGUGCCAAAUUUAAUGAUUUCACUGCCCACCAGGAUAUAAGAACGAUCGCAGAGAAUCUGCUCCAGCAGCUUUCUGGUCUAAGGCAGGAUAAGGCAUUAUCCCAGAGGUCGACAGAAAAGUGUGGAGAAGUUAAGGAUGCAACGUACGGCAUUAUAUUUCUGGCAACGCCGCAUAGUGGAAGUAGCAUUGCACGCAGUGGAGGUACAAUCAGUCGUCUUAUCCUAGGAAUGUUCUCAUUCUCUGCGGGUAGGGAUCUGGUGACUUAUCUCCAUGAAGGCUCCAAAGUGUUGUCUGAUAUUACGCUCGAUUUUAUGCAUGAAGUUUCCAAAUAUAAAAUUAUAUCAUGCUAUGAGACCAGACCUAUAAAGAUUAUGGGUAUUCCGAUACUUGCUGUGACAAAAGACUCCUCGCUCCUGAAAAUACCCGGUGAAGAGAUAUUCGGGAUGGACACUCACCACCGUAAUAUAUGUCGAUUUUAUGCUGCCGAUGACCCUUUCUAUCAAGCUAUCGUACCGUUCUUUAUUGGGUUCAGUAAAGGAAUUGACCGGUUGCUCACUCCAUCUGCCCCGGCUAUGAGCAAUCCGAUUAUUGAAACGGAAGCCCUUUUUGACGUGCCAUAUGCUCGAUGCCUUGAAUUUCAAGGAAGGGAAAAAUUACUAGCCGACAUAGAGCUAUAUUUUGGUGAAUCUGACCCAGAAAAGCAAAGGGUAUACGGGAUAUCAGGACUUGGAGGCGCUGGCAAGACUCAAACUGCUCUCCACUAUGCCUUCAAAAACAGGUUCAAGUACAAGUCUGGAGUUGUCUUAUUCAACGCAACUUCAAACACAACACUUAUAGCUGAUUUUCACCGAAUAUACGACCUUCUACACCUAGGAAAAGCUUCAAACAAGGUAGACUGCCUCAAAAAGUGGUUCUCAAAGCCAACAAGGCGUGACUGGCUGCUGAUAUUUGAUGGGUUUAAUGAUCUGAACACCGUUCCAAUCCGAGACUACUUCCCUAAUACCUCAUGGGGCCAUAUCAUAAUAACUAGCCGGGAUCAAUCCACCGUUGGCCUCGUCAGCCCCUGGGGAACAGCCAUCACUCCUCUGGAAGAGGAUGCUGCCAUCAAACUUCUGUUAGGGAAAGCUGCAAUUGUCAAUCCUACUGAUGAAGUCCUCAAAGAUGCUAGAGUUAUUGUAAGGCAUUUAGGUUGCCUUGCUUUAGCUGUUGACCAAGCAGGUGCUCUUAUUCGGAGGAGGCAGAAAUCUUUAAAAGAUUAUUAUCGUCUUCUGGAGAAUGAACAGACUGAGCUAUUAAAAAUCAAACCUGGCAUUUGUUUGCACGAGAAGACUGUUUCAACUGUCUGGGAACUCAACUUUCGACAGCUGGAGAAAGAUGCCCCCAAUGCCUCGCUUCUUCUCUUGCUCUUCUCGUUUCUUGAAGCAACUCAGAUCCCGGAGAUAAUGCUUCGACGAGCUUGCUCGAAUAUGCAGAUCUGGGCCAAUGAUGGAAAUGUCAAGGACCUAUCUCCGGACAAGGCAGGAAUUGACUCCGAAAUUAUCACGUUGGUAAAUAACGAGAUGCGUUUAGAUCAAGCUAUCGAACAGCUGCUGGCGUUUUCUUUAAUACAGGCGAAUAUAAGCGCCAGCGGCCGGACGUUUUCAAUCCACCCUCUCGUCCAGGCUUGUGCGUCUCAUCGUGUACCUCUCGAGGUACGGCAGAAAUGGCAGGUCCAGGCCAUUUUGUUUGUGACCCACGCUUUUCGAAAACAGAGGCUCUCCGGGGGAAUUGCUGACCUAGGGGAUAUUGGAAGCCAAAUGUUUCCCCAUAUUCCCCGUGUACUAAAGGAGUUUGAUACUCUGGAUAAGGCCUGCCCACAGUAUCCAAGGGCUAAACGGGCUCUUUGUUUACUACUACUCGAAGGAUCCAAAUUCAAUGGUAAUGUAUGGAGACGAGAGACGAUUGCCAGAGCCAAAGAGCUCAUCGAAGACUAUGGUGAUGCCAUUCUAGAAGCACGAGUUGCCCGGCGUGAAAGCACCAUACUACGCCUACAUGGGGAAAUGGCGGCCUCAUAUAGGGUUAUUGAGGACUGUCUUUACUAUGGUGCAUUUGCUAAAGGAUCGGACAUCGACGCAAAAGCAAAUGCUGAGAAGGGGAAACUUAUCAAUUCCUAUGCCGGUAAUUUGAUAAUGGAAAAUCAGCUUGUACGUGCAAAGAAGGAACUCGAAUCAUGGCAGCCGAAAAAUCCAAACCGCCCUUCAAGGAUGGAAUCAUCUGUCCUAAGCGAUCAUAAUGUAGCUCUUGGGAGAUUACUCAAAAACCAGGGGCUGUUUACUGAAGCCUUGCCAUACUUCGAGAGAAUAUUCCACGACAUCAGAAGCGAGAACUGCAGUGGAAAUCCGAUAUGGCAGAUGAAUGCUCUCGCCAACGUUACCGACUUAUAUCUUGAAGUAAGACGCCCUGAUGACGCAGAAGCAACGCUCAGAGAAACAGUCAAGGUAAUGUAUGCUCGCGGAUGGCAGAGAUAUUCUAUAACAAGGAGACUACGUCUCACUUUGGCUGAAAGCUUCAUCAUGCGUGCCAUGUUCCAGAGAGCUGAGGAGUGCCUCCUACGACUCAUUCCGAUGUUUGAGGGAAUCGAAGACCCAGAUACAAACCAAAAGACAGAACACUUUCGAACAUGGGCUGGACUCGCAAGGAUAUCUCAUCUCCAAGGCAACUGGGACGAGGCGAUCAAUCGCUGGAAAACUGCAAUAAAUAUAGUUGAAAGGAGCGGUUGGUCUAAGAAGUUCAACCAUGGUGUUUUACUGCAGUCUCUUGCCCAGGCGCAAUUCAGAGCAGAUAAAAUCCUAGAAAGUCAGGAGACGUUAAAAGUGGCAAAAGAGAGCCUUGCAGCUGAAGAAAGGAAAUAUUGGAUUGUUGGCCUGGGGUCCUACUGGCUCGACUAUAUUCUGGCCCCUUUGGGGGAAAUUGGGCAAAGCGAGGUUAUGGUCGAGUGUGAUUCUUAUAGCGAGGAGGAUGAAGAAAGACGUGAAAAGCUACUUUCUGAUUUAUUCGGAUGA